Molecule: messenger RNA, 1322 nt
Organism: Acyrthosiphon pisum (pea aphid)
Lineage: Eukaryota; Metazoa; Arthropoda; Insecta; Hemiptera; Aphididae
Product: urease accessory protein UreE
Exons: 2
Coding region: 862-1152 (96 amino acids)
Source: RefSeq, a predicted model, not a curated record
AAAAUUGUCCGUAAACGCAGCUUAAAACAAGUCGUAAUAUUUUGAACCUUUUAUGGUGUACAGAAAUUGCUAAUAUAAACAUUCAGUGGAAAAUUUAAUUUGUUUCAGAGUAAUACCAAACACCAAAAUCGAUUUUGUCGAAAACCGAUUACACGUAAAAAUUCCCGUUUUUCCUUAAUUUUUUUUUUCCCGUUGCUUGUUAAAACUAAUGGUAAUUUUAAAUUUUGACCUCCUCAAUGCAACCAACUUGAUUCACUUUUCCAUCUUACAAGACAUCUACCGAAGUUUAUAUUUAAGUUCCAACUAGAUUUCUAGAUGCAAUUUUCUAUACCAGACACCCAUCUCAUAUUUUAAGAUUGAAGCAUUUUUAUAUUACGCCAAAUGUCUGUCAAACACAAAUAAAGUUUUUUUAAAUAAUACAAUUUUGUUAUAUCGUCGAUCCGUUCAGAAUUUAAAAGUUUUAAUGUCAUUCAAGUUUAACAAUUUAUUGUUUAAAAAAUGGCAUGAAUACGUAAUUUCUUAUUACUACUUAUUACUAUUAAUUACUUUCUUAUAAUAAUGGUAUUGUGUAAUAAUAUUGUAUCAGGCACGUAAAAAUAUUAUAGGUUGUUAACAAUAAUAAUAAUAAUAUAGUAUGAGAUUAUAAAAAAAAAUACAAAUUAGUUAAAAACAAUCUUAAUAAACAUGGAAGUGGAAACGUUAUUAGAAAACAACAUAAUUUAUUGUAGAUAAUUUUUUAUCGCUUCAAACACAGUGUAUUUAUACAGAGGUAUACCAACGUUUUCUUCACAGUUCUUACAAACAGUUAUAAACAGUGUUUUCCUAAGAUAUUUUUUUAUAAAGUCAUUUACACUCGACAUCAUGAAAUUCUCAAUGGUAUUACUUUUGGUGGCAGUUGUUAUGGUACAACAAUGUUUGAGUGCUCACUGCCAUCACGAAAGUGAAAAAUCUCAACAAGAUAGCACUAUUGAUCACACUGGCCACAACCACGGACCUCACGCAAGCCACGAAGACCCGCAUGCAGGCCAUAACCACGAAGGCAGUGACCAUGCAGGCCAUAACCACGACGAAACCGAUCACUCAGGCCAUGACCAUACAACAGGUGAUCACACUGGCCAUAACCACGAAACACAUAAACAUCCAACAGCCUAAAUACUAAUUAUUAAGCUAAGCACACAAUUGUAUAACGACACCACAAUCAAUUAAUAAAUCAAUAUUUCAUUAAAAUUAAUAUGGCACUCUUCGUAAUAUAAUUUACCUAUAUUUUUCUCGUGUAAUAACUAAUAUUGUGUAUCAUUAUGAAAUAAAUUAAGAAUACUCAA